Venturia canescens is the source of this 3809-nucleotide messenger RNA. It is a transcript of the gene trp, whose product is annotated as transient receptor potential. Lineage: Eukaryota; Metazoa; Arthropoda; Insecta; Hymenoptera; Ichneumonidae. Gene Ontology annotation, biological process: calcium ion transmembrane transport; regulation of cytosolic calcium ion concentration. The transcript has 18 exons. Gene Ontology annotation, cellular component: plasma membrane; cation channel complex. The record is from RefSeq and is a predicted model, not a curated record. Gene Ontology annotation, molecular function: store-operated calcium channel activity; inositol 1,4,5 trisphosphate binding; protein binding. Bases 282 to 3728 code for a protein of 1148 amino acids.
UUGUAAGGAUUCGCUGAGUUAUGUCAGCGGUGGCAAGUUUUCCUCAGUCGCGGUCGGGCACUUACGUACCUCCGGAACGAGGAAAAAUCUCCGAGACUUUUUGAAGAAUGGUGGAUUCCUAUGAACCACCAAACGCCGCUAAUGUUACCGUCCGGCCGAAGUCUCCUGGAGCGUUGGAAAUUCAUCGAGGCUACGGGAAAUAAUAGAAGCGAUUUUUCAAACGAAUAAAUCCACAGAUGCCCCCGCCCGUAUUUCCGGGACAAUAACGCGAUUGAAUAAUCAUGAACCAGUCGGAAUCGCAGCAAAAUUUGUUGAGCAACGAGGCUCGUGCACCAUCGACCCAAACCCUCAGUCCCCCGGCAGACUAUGCGCUUGGCCCAGUUGAGAAGCACUUCCUUCUAAGCGCCGAACGAGGUGAUUGUGCCACUGUCAAAAGAUUGUUGGAAGAGCACAAGGGCCAUCCUGAAAUUUUGGAUAUCAAUUGCGUCGACCCUCUAAACAGAUCCGCUCUCAUAGCUGCCAUUGAAAAUGAGAAUAUCGAGCUCAUCAAUAUUCUCCUCGAACUUGGGAUUCUGGUUAAGGAUUCACUUCUACACGCUAUCAAAGAGGAGUAUGUCGAGGCCGUUGAAAUCCUCCUCGAGUGGGAGGAAAAAAAUCAUCAGCCGGGCCAACCUUACAGCUGGGAAGCUGUCGAUAGAUCUUCAUCGAAUUUCACUCCGGACAUAACGCCCCUCAUUCUAGCUGCUCACAAAAACAAUUAUGAGAUCCUCAAGAUACUGCUCGAUCGGGGCGCCACCUUACCUUCACCUCACGACGCCAGAUGCGGCUGCGACGAGUGCGUCACCUCGAGCAGUCAGGACUCCCUGCGUCAUUCCCAAGCGAGAAUAAACGCUUACCGAGCCCUAACUUCGUCGUCGCUGAUAGCCCUUUCGUCGAGGGACCCUCUUCUCACGGCCUUCGAAUUGUCCUGGGAGCUCCGGAGACUGAGUAAAAUGGAGCAGGAAUUUCGUUCCGAGUACAACGAAAUGCGAGAAUUGACUCAGCUGUUCGCCACCUCGCUGCUGGACCACGCCCGAACUUCCUACGAGCUCGAAGUCAUGCUCAAUUAUAAUCCUGAAACAGCGGAUAAUUGGGAACCGGGCGAGAGGCAAACGCUCGACAGACUCAAACUCGCGAUAAAGUACAAGCAAAAGCAGUUCGUCGCUCAUCCGAACGUGCAGCAAUUGCUCGCAGCUAUUUGGUACGACGGUUUGCCCGGUUUCCGGAGAUUGAGCAUGGUCGGCCAGUUGAUAGAAGUGGGGAAAUUGGGCGCCAUGUUUCCGGUUUACAGCUCGAUUUACAUGCUCUCGCCGACCUCCAAAAUGGGUCUCUUCAUGAAGAAACCUUUCGUCAAGUUCAUCUGUCACUCCUCAUCCUACGCUUUCUUUCUCAUGCUGCUGGGAAUGGCGUCACAACGCAUCGAAUAUCUCGUCAUUGAACUCUUCGGCAAUGCCUGGAUGAGGGAAAUCCUUGCUGGCUGGAAGAGAAGAGAACGGGGCUGCAUCCCAGGCUUCGUCGAGUCUGGAGUCAUCAUUUACAUCAUCAGUUUGGUAACCGGGGAAAUACGAUCUUUAUGGGCGGACGGUUUGCUCGAGUACGUGUCCGACUUGUGGAACAUCGUCGACUUCAUACAGAAUACUUUUUACGUAAUUUGGGUAAUGAUGAGACUGACUGCGUGGUACGUCGUGCAGAGGGAAUAUUGGAGUGGCGAGGAUCCUUGGUAUCCGAGGGAUCAGUGGGACGCUUUUGAUCCCAUGCUGCUCUCCGAAGGAGCAUUCGCAGCAGGCAUGAUAUUCAGUUUCCUGAAACUCGUGCACAUAUUCAGCGUCAAUCCCCAUCUCGGUCCACUUCAGAUAUCCCUGGGAAGAAUGAUCAUCGACAUCAUCAAAUUCUUCUUCAUUUACACUCUCGUGUUGUUCGCCUUCGGCUGCGGGAUGAAUCAACUAAUGUGGUACUACGCUGACCUUGAGAAAAUGAAGUGUUAUCACAUGCCGAGCGGUUUACCGGACUUCGACAAUCAGGAGAAAGCCUGCUCGAUAUGGAGACGCUUCGCCAACCUCUUCGAGACCUCUCAGUCCCUCUUUUGGGCGAGCUUCGGCAUGGUUGACCUCAUGUCCUUCGACCUCACCGGGAUCAAAAGCUUCACGAGGUUUUGGGCUCUUCUUAUGUUCGGCUCGUACUCCGUAAUCAACAUUAUCGUGCUGCUUAACAUGCUCAUCGCUAUGAUGUCCAAUUCUUAUCAAAUAAUUUCGGAAAGAGCCGACACCGAGUGGAAAUUCGCGAGGAGUCAUCUGUGGAUGAGUUACUUCGAGGACGGCGACACUGUUCCACCUCCCUUCAAUAUGAUACCGACGGCUAAAACUUUUGACAAAAUCUUAAAGUGUGGCAACACCGGAAAACCAACGAAAUCAUUGAUCAAAAAAUCGCGAGAGAAAGCGAAGGAGAGGCACGACACGGUGAUGCGUCUCCUGGUGCGACGUUACGUAACGGCGGAGCAGAGGAAGCGAGACGAUUUUGGAAUAACGGAGGACGACGUGAUGGAAAUUCGGCAGGAUAUCUCGACUCUGCGUUACGAGUUGAUCGAUAUCCUUCGACAGAACGGAAUGAGGACACCGAACGUUGACAAGCAGGACGCAGCUCUAUCCGGUAAAAAAGGGAGGGUGAUGGAGCGUCGCCUCCAGAAAGACUUCCAGAUAGGAAUCGUCGAGGGAAUCGUGGCAGCUGCGAUACAGAACGAGAAGGAGCCGAAGGACGUGUUCAGUCAGAUAGCCCGGGCGAUUGGCAAGCGGGCGAGCGGAAGCGGUAGCAAGAAGGAUUGGAACGCGGUCGUGAGGAAGAACACAUUGGCUCGUGAUCCGAUAGGCAGCAGGAGCGAGGCGUUGGUCCGCCAGACCCGAAGGAGUCUCCGAAGACAGCAGAUGUUGGCGUCGAAUUCGGACCUGGCGUCUUGCGAUCCGGAACGCUUGGUCGAGUACAAUCCGAAUUUGUCUGUCGUUUCGCCUACCACGAGAAUCGCUUACGCCAAGUUCAUCAUGGGCCGCGCGAAGCUGAUGGAGGAUGCGGAAGGAGCCGAAGGAUCAGGCGGCAACGGGGGUGAGCAGAAAACUGCAUCGAGAGGCUCGAGCACCAAAGUCGUCGUCUCCGGGGAGCCGCCUGCCGGCCGGGCUCCGGUCUCGGCGACCCCCUCGUUCAGCGACUCGAUCAAAAAAGGCUUGCUGAAAAGUAUGAGCACGGCAGGAGGCAGCCAGGAGAAGCAGGCUGGCCUCGACCCCAAACAGCCGGCGAACAGGGCGCCCUCGCCGAUCCCGGAGGACCCUCGAGAGGACGAAUCCAAGGCGAAGGCAUCGAAAUCCGGCCCAAAACCAACGGAGAAUCCGAGUCAAGCGAGCGCCCAGAAGAGCAAAGAUUCCGGUGCUGGUGAACCGGGCCAGGCUCAAGAACCCAAGAAGGACGACGGGCCGGAGCCUCCAGAAGGAAACACGCAGGACGAAGCCAAGGACCAAGAAGAAUCGGGAAAUAAAGAACCUGCCAAAGAGGAAGGAAAAGAAGAGAAAAAGGAGGAGAAACCGAAGAAGGAACCUGCACCCCCGAGGCCUGGACCAUCGGCUAAACCCCCGGAACCUGUCAGCACUACCAAACUCAGAGGAAAAUCAAAAGCCACUGGAAAAGUCAUGGGCGGAUGGCUAUAAAUUUCACGCGUUUGUGCCAAAUAUUGUUGAAUCUUAUUAUUUUACGUGAAAUAUAUAUACACGAUGCGUGGAUCUUAAGAA